CCCCGCCGCGGGACUAUCUGGUCCCGGCAGCAGCGAUGUCCCCCGGCAGGAAUGUCCCUCCUCAGAUAAUGUUAUUUAUAUCUCUGGGCGGGUCUGUGGCUCGGCAGCACCAGGCGCCCGGCGGCCGCUGUGCCAGGAGCCCCGCGCUGCCCUCCUCCCUCUGCGCCCCAGUUGCCCCGCUAUUGCUCCGGGCUCUAGGUGGCUGCAGUUUCAGCCCAAGUGCAGGGACCCUUUCAUGAGGACUGAGGCAGGAGCAGCUGCUGAGAGUCUCCCGACAUGACAUCCGCCACUGAGUUUGACAACCUGGGCAUCCAGCAGUACAGCAGGAUCAACGCCCGCUGGGACUCCCCAGACAAUGAGUUGGACAACGACAAUAGCUCCGCCAGGCUCUUUGAAAGGUCUCGGAUCAAGGCCCUAGCAGACGAGCGGGAAGUUGUGCAGAAGAAGACUUUCACGAAAUGGGUGAAUUCACACCUGGCACGUGUGUCCUGCCGGAUUGCUGACCUCUACAAGGAUCUUCGGGAUGGAAGGAUGCUCAUCAAACUUCUGGAAGUCCUCUCAGGAGAGAUGCUGCCAAAGCCUACAAAAGGGAAGAUGCGGAUUCACUGCCUGGAGAAUGUUGACAAAGCCUUGCAGUUUCUCAAGGAGCAGCGAGUCCAUCUGGAAAACAUGGGUUCUCACGACAUUGUGGACGGCAACCAUCGCCUGGUCCUGGGCCUCAUCUGGACCAUAAUUCUUCGCUUCCAGAUCCAAGACAUAGUUGUUCAAACUCAAGAAGGUCAGGAGACUCGCUCUGCUAAGGAUGCACUCCUGCUUUGGUGUCAAAUGAAGACGUCAGGUUACCCCCACGUCAAUGUCACCAAUUUUACCUCCAGCUGGAAGGAUGGUCUGGCUUUCAAUGCCUUGAUUCACAAGCAUCGGCCAGAUCUGAUUGACUUUGAGAAGCUGAAGGACUCCAAUGCCCGGCACAACCUGGAACAUGCAUUUGAUGUGGCAGAAAGGCAACUGGGCAUCAUCCCACUCCUUGACCCAGAAGAUGUCUUCACAGAGAAUCCUGAUGAGAAAUCCAUCAUUACCUAUGUGGUGGCAUUUUACCAUUAUUUCUCCAAGAUGAAGGUGCUGGCUGUGGAGGGCAAGCGUGUUGGCAAGGUGAUUGACCAUGCCAUUGAGACUGAGAAGAUGAUUGAAAAAUACAGUGGGCUGGCCUCUGAUCUGCUUACCUGGAUUGAGCAGACUAUUACUGUCCUCAACAGCCGCAAAUUUGCUAAUUCCCUGAGUGGGUUACAGCAGCAGUUGCAAUCUUUCAGCACCUACCGUACUGUGGAGAAGCCACCCAAAUUUCAAGAGAAGGGGAAUCUGGAAGUCCUACUUUUCACUAUCCAGUCCAGGAUGAGGGCCAACAAUCAGAAAGUGUACACACCACAUGAAGGGAAACUUGUGUCUGACAUCAACCGGGCCUGGGAAAGCCUGGAGGAAGCUGAAUAUAGACGGGAGCUGGCCCUGAGGAAUGAACUCAUUCGGCAAGAGAAAUUAGAGCAGCUGGCCCGGCGCUUUGAUCGCAAGGCUGCAAUGAGGGAGACGUGGCUCAGUGAGAACCAGCGUCUAGUCGCCCAGGAUAACUUUGGUUAUGACCUAGCAGCUGUGGAAGCAGCAAAGAAGAAGCAUGAAGCCAUCGAGACAGAUACCGCUGCUUAUGAGGAGAGGGUGAAAGCCCUGGAAGAUCUGGCCCAGGAGCUGGAGCAGGAGAACUAUCAUGACUUGAAGCGCAUCAAGGCCAGAAAGGACAACAUCCUGCGUAUGUGGUCCUAUUUGCUGGAUCUGCUGCAAUCUCGGCGCCAGAGGCUAGAGAUGACCCUGACACUGCAGAAGCUCUUCCAAGAUAUGCUUCACAGCAUCGACUGGAUAGAUGAGAUCAAGGUUCACCUCCUGUCCUCUGAAUUUGGGAAGCACUUGUUGGAGGUAGAGGACCUUCUUCAGAAGCACAAGCUGAUGGAGGCUGAUAUUGCCAUCCAUGGGGAUAAAGUGAAAGCAAUCACAUCAGCUGCUCUACAGUUCACAGAUGGGAAAGGUUACCAGCCUUGUGACCCCCAGGUCAUCCAGGAUCGGGUCAGCCACUUGGAGCUGUGCUUUGGGGAGUUAAGCGCAAUGGCAGCAGGGAGGAAGGCCCGGCUGGAGCAGUCCAAGCGACUGUGGAAGUUUUUUUGGGAGAUGGAUGAGGCAGAAAGCUGGAUCAAGGAGAAGGAGCAGAUCUACUCCUCACUGGACUAUGGAAAGGACUUGACCAGCGUGUUAAUCUUGCAGCGUAAGCACAAGGCCUUUGAGGAUGAGCUAAGGGGCUUAGAUGCCCACCUGGAGCAGAUGAUGAAGGAAGCAGAGGAGAUGGUGGCCCAAAAGCACUUUGGGCACCCACAGAUUGAGGCCCGCAUCCGAGAGGUGUCUGCCCUGUGGGACCAGCUGAAGGAGCUGGCUGCUUUCCGCAAGAAAAACCUCCAGGAUGCUGAGAAUUUCUUCCAGUUUCAGGGAGAUGCUGAUGACCUGAAGGCCUGGCUGCAAGAUGCCCACCGCUUGCUCUCAGGAGAGGAUGUUGGGCAAGAUGAAGGGGCUACUCGAGCCCUGGGAAAGAAACAUAAGGACUUUCUGGAGGAACUGGAGGAGAGCCGUGGGGUGAUGGAGCACCUAGAACAGCAAGCCCAGAACUUCCCACAAGAAUUCCGGGAUUCUCCUGAUGUGAACAACCGGCUACAGGCUCUCCGGGAACUUUACCAGCAGGUGGUAGCCCAGGCUGACCUGCGUCGACAAAGAUUACAGGACGCCCUGGAUUUAUACACAGUGUUUGGUGAGACGGAUGCCUGUGAACUGUGGAUGGGGGAAAAGGAGAAGUGGCUGGCUCAGAUGGAGAUCCCAGAUACCCUGGAGGACCUAGAAGUGGUACAGCACAGGUUUGACAUUCUGGACCAGGAGAUGAAGACACUGAUGACUCAGAUUGAUGGGGUGAAUCUAGCUGCAAACAGCUUGGUGGAAAGUGGCCAUCCACGUAGUGCAGAAGUGAAGACAUGUCAGGAUCAUCUGAACCACAGAUGGGAGGCAUUCCAGACCAUGGUGUCUGAACGCCGAAAGGCAGUAGACUCUGCACUCAGUGUACACAAUUAUUGCGUGGACUGUGAGGAGACAGGCAAGUGGAUUCUGGACAAGACAGAAGUAGUAAAGUCAACACAGAAUCUCGGCCGGGACCUAGCAGGAGUGAUCGCCAUCCAGAGGAAACUGUAUGGAUUGGAGCGGGACGUGGCCGCUAUCCAAUCCCGGAUGGGUGCCCUAGAGCGGGAGUCCCAGCGACUGAUCCAGGAGCAUCCUGAUUUGAAGGAGGACAUUGGGAAUCGGCAGGCUUACGUUGAGGAGUUGUGGCAGAAGUUGCAGAGAGACCUGCAGGACCAGGCAGCAUCCCUAGGGGAGGCCAGUCAGCUGCAAAAGUUCCUGCAAGACCUUGAUGACUUCCAGGCAUGGCUGUUCAUGGCACAGAAGGCGGUGGCGUCAGAAGAUGCGCCUGACUCCCUGCCUGAGGCUGAGCAGCUCCUCCAGCAGCAUGCGGCCAUCAAAGAUGAGAUCGAUGGACACAAAAAUGACUACCAGAAUGUCAAGGAUUCUGGGGAGAACGUGAUCCGGGGCCAGACUGACCCAGAGUACCAGCUCCUGGGCCAGCGGCUCGAAGGUGUGGACACAGGCUGGGAUGCCCUGUGCAAGAUGUGGGAGAACCGGGGCCAGUUCCUUACCCAGUGCCUUGGUUUUCAGGAGUUUCAAAAGGAUGCCAAACAGGCAGAAGCAAUCCUGAGUAAUCAGGAAUAUACUCUUGCUCACCUGGAGCCUCCAGACUCAUUAGAAGCUGCAGAAGCUGGGAUCCGUAAAUUUGAGGAUUUCUUGGUGUCCAUGGAGAAUAACCAGGAUAAGAUCUUGAACACUGUGGCCUCCGGGAACAAGCUUGUCAAUGAGGGAAACAUCUAUUCCGACAAAAUCAAGGAAAAAGUACUGCUGAUUGAGGACAGGAACAAGAAAAAUAAUGAGAAAUCCCAGGAAGCAGCAAUUCUACUGAGAGACAACUUGGACCUUCAGAACUUCCUACAAAACUGUCAGGAGCUCACACUCUGGAUCAAUGACAAGCUGCUAUCAUCUCAAGAUAUUUCCUAUGAAGAAGCCCGAAACUUGCACAACAAAUGGCAGAAACAUCAAGCAUUUAUGGCAGAACUGGCUUCCAACCAAGAGUGGCUAGAGAAAGUUGAUAAGGAGGGAAGGCAGCUUAUGGAGGAGAAGCCACAGUUUACAGAUGUGGUGAACCAACGACUGAGACAGCUGCACCGACUCUGGGACGAGCUGCAGUCCACCACGCAGGAGAAGGCCCAGCACCUCUUUGCUGCCAGCCGCUCAGACCUGCACGCCCAAAUGUAUGCUGACCUCAACAAAUGGAUCAGUGCCAUAGAGGACCAGCUGCGGUCUGAUGACCCUGGCAAGGACCUGACUAGUGUUAACCGGAUGCUGACUAAGUUAAAGAGAGUGGAGGAUCAAGUGAAUGUGAGGAAAAAGGAGCUGGGAGAGCUUUUGUCCCAGGUACCCCCAGUCGGAGUUGAAGGGGAUACUACAGAGCCAAGCAUUGAGAAGCGGUUCUUGGACCUUCUAGUGCCACUGGGUAAGAGGAAGAAACAGCUGGAGUCAUCUCGAGCCAAGCUGCAGAUCAAUAGAGAUAUAGAGGAUGAGACGCUCUGGGUAGAAGAGAGGCUGCCACUUGCCCAGUCAGCUGACUACGGAACUAACCUACAAAGCGUGCAGCUGCUCAUGAAGAAAAACCAGACACUACAGAAUGAAAUCGUGGGCCAUGCGCCCCGGAUAGAGGAUGUGUUGCAUAGAGGUCAUGAGCUGGUGGAGAUGGCUGAGAUAGACUGCCAAGACAUUGCAGAGCGCCUGGGGCAUCUGCAGGGCUCGUGGGAAUUGCUACGGGAUGAGACUACUCAACGGCUGCAGCGGCUACGGGAGGCCAAUGAGGCUCAGCAGUACUACUUGGAUGCUGGUGAGGCAGAGGCCUGGAUCAGUGAACAGGAACUUUAUGUGAUCUCUGAUGAGACUCCCAAGGAUGAAGAAAGCGCCAUUGUGAUGCUAAAGCGACAUCUACGGCAGCAGCGUUCAGUUGAGGAGUAUGGGAAGAAUAUCAAGCAGCUGGCUGGCCGGGCUCAGAAACUCCUAUCUGCUGGCCACCCUGAGGGGGAACAGAUUAUCCGACUUCAGGGGCAGGUGGACAAACAAUAUGCCGGGCUGAAAGAUAUGGCUGAGGAACGGAAGCGCAAGCUAGAGAACAUGUAUCAUUUGUUCCAGCUGAAGAGAGAGGCUGAUGACUUAGAGCAGUGGAUUGCAGAAAGGGAAGUGGUGGCCUCUUCCCAAGAAAUGGGGCAAGAUUUUGACCACGUUGCUUUGCUGCGGGACAAGUUCCGUGACUUUGCCAGGGAGACUGGGGCAGUUGGGCAGGAGAGAGUGGACAAUGUCAACUUGAUCAUUGAGCGACUCAUUGAUGCUGGCCACGCUGAGGCUGCCACCAUCGCCGAGUGGAAGGAUGGGCUGAAUGAGAUCUGGGCUGACCUACUGGAGCUCAUAGACACCCGAAUGCAGCUGUUGGCUGCCUCCUAUGACCUGCACCGCUACUUCUACAUGGGAGAAGAGAUCCUGGGUCUCAUUGAUGAGAAACACCGGGAGUUGCCUGAAGAUGUGGGACUUGAUGCCAGUACUGCCGAAUCCUUCCACCGUGUUCACACGGCUUUUGAGCGGGAAUUGCAUCUCUUAGGAGUACAGGUGCAGCAGUUCCAAGAUGCGGCCACACGCCUGCAGACAGCUUAUGCUGGGGAGAAGGCAGAUGAGAUCCAGAGCAAAGAGCAGGAGGUGUCUGCCGCAUGGCAAGCACUGUUGGAUGCCUGCGCAGGGCGCCGGGCCCAGCUGGUAGACACGGCAGACAAGUUCCGCUUCUUCAGCAUGGUCCGGGACCUCCUCUCUUGGAUGGAAAGCAUCAUCCGGCAGAUAGAUACCCAGGAGAAGCCUAGGGAUGUGUCCUCAGUGGAACUGCUUAUGAAGUAUCACCAAGGCAUCAAGGCAGAAAUUGAAACCCGGAGCAAAAAUUUCAGCACAUGCCUUGAGCUAGGAGAAUCACUGCUUCAGCGGCAGCACCAGGCUUCUGAAGAGAUCAAAGAGAAACUGAAUCAGGUGCUGUCAAGAAGGCAGGAGAUGAUGGAGAGAUGGGACAAUCGCUCAGAGCGGCUACAUCUAUUGUUGGAAGUAUGUCAGUUCUCUCGGGAUGCUUCUGUGGCCGAAGCGUGGCUGAUUGCCCAGGAGCCUUACUUGGCCAGCAGAGACUUUGGACAUACGGUGGACAGCGUGGAGAAACUCAUCAAGAGACAUGAAGCCUUUGAGAAGUCCACAGCCACCUGGGCUGAGCGAUUUGCUGCCCUGGAGAAACCUACCACGCUUGAGCUCAAAGAACGCCAGACUCCAGAGAGACCCACAGAGGACAGUGGGGAUCAGGAGGAGGAAGGAGAGACAGCUGGGGAGCCUCCUCGGAGUCUCCAUCGGGUAGCUACUGAAAGAACAUCACCGGCACAGGAAGAAGACAAGCAGAGGCACCAGCAGGAGGAAGAGAGAACAGGGAGAGAAGACAAGUUGACCCUGGAACCGCUCUUCAAAGUUCUGGACACACCCAUGAGUGAGAGUGAGGAGACAGCAACCACCCUGCCUGCCCAGCUGGACCGAUCCCACAGCAUGCAGAUGGAGGGCUAUUUGGGCCGCAAGCAUGACCUAGAGGGGCCCAAUAAGAAGGCAUCAAACAGAUCCUGGAACAACCUAUACUGUGUGCUCAAAAAUAACGAACUAACAUUCUAUAAGGAUGCUAAGAAUUUGGCCAUGGGGGUGCCAUACCACGGGGAAGAACCUCUGGGUCUGAGGCAUGCCAUUUGUGAAGUUGCUGCUGACUAUAAGAAGAAGAAGCAUGUCUUCAAGUUGAGGUUGAGUAACGGCAGUGAAUGGCUUUUCCAUGGCAAGGAUGAGGAAGAGAUGCUCUCCUGGCUUCAGGGUGUGAGCACAGCUAUCAUGGAGUCCCAAAGCAUCCAAGUUAAGGCCCAGAGUCUCCCCCUGCCCUCCAUUGCCAGCACAGAUACCAGCUUUGGAAAGAAGGACAAGGAGAAGAGAUUCAGCUUCUUCCCCAAAAAGAAAUAGCAUCUUCCCCUACUCCUUUGUGGGAUGGGGGCAGGGGGGAAGAGAGAGAUGAAGGGUCUACCUUGGACCCUCACCCCAUUGGACAAUGUUGAUUCUGCUCAGGAUGUUCAGUGAAGAGGCCCCCAGCCCAGGCCAACCAUCGUUCCCCUCCUCAACCCCCCACCCUCCACUGUCCAGGCAGGAUGCCCACAAGCUUUACCUCAGCCACAAUCCACUGGCCACUACCCAGCCAAUCCCUUCUUCCCCCUGCCCCAUGCUUCUCCCUAGCCCCAUAGACCCAGGCUUUGUCUGUAGCCCAGUCCACUCCUAUGUGGUCAUAGGGACUAUGGAUCAGUCUCAGCCCAUAUCUGGGGGAGGAAUAAGCUGGACACCUAGUAACUUCCAUUUCCUCUCAGCACUAACACUUAACCACAUAAGGGCUUUCACCUCAUUCCAUGCCAGGGCCCUGUGACAUGGCUAACCUUUGAGGGCAAAGCUGGGAUUGCACUGGGGACUCCCUGACUACUAUCAUUUUCCCUCUCUUCCAAUUCAUGUUGGGUCUACUUUCCACUCCCCUGCCCAGAGAGUUUCUCUGAUUUGAGACAUGCCCAGAGAGGGGAAAAGGUUCCUUUCUAGGUUUUGGAUUAUUAGAGAAGGAAGUCCUUCCCUACACCUGAAUCAAACACAUACAUCCUAUAUCCUUGAGCUGUAUAUGGAUUCACCAGCCCCACCCUCUCUACCAAGAUGAAGGCUUUUAGUAGGCCUCACAAACUCUUCUUCCUCUUGCCCCCAAGCAUUCUUUGGUUUGACUUAUAUCACACCCAUUCACCCUUCCAAUGGUGGACUUUAGGAGAAGAGAGGAGACAAGCUGCCCAGCUCCAGCAAUGUUAGGGGCCUCUCUGUCCCAGGAUAAGCACCCUGUAGCUUAAGGACACACAGAAUCUUAGCAUUUGGACAAUGGGUGACAGGGUAAAGAGGUUACAGAGCAUGGAUACCCUCCAAGUCCCUAGGCUUCCCCAAGAAAUGGUCCUUUUGCCUCCAGUGCCAGCCACUUCUCCCUUCCCCACAAUGCUAUGACUACUCAUAAGGCCAGUCUUCUGGGAGUCCUUCCUGAGCUGUUCAACUAAUUGCCAGCAAUUUUCCCAAGUCAUUACCCAUGACUUAGGUGGCAGGAAUAAGGAGACAAGAGAGCUCUCUUAAAAAUGGUGGUUAGAGUUCCUGAUUCCCAAAACCCUUGAGUCUCUGCCUCUGCCUUUGCUCUGACUUUAAAUCUCAUCAGCAGAUCAAUCCAGAUUCAGGGCCCUUCUUUUUUCUGUGCUGGGCCAGGACCCUUGAGGGAGAAACAGUGCAGGUUUUCCAGACUCCACAUGGACAGCAGCCAGGGGCCUAGAGAAAAACACUCCAAAGCUGAAGACCCCAUUGCACUCACUCUUCCUUUACAGCUGGUACCCUUGAAGGGUAUCAGAUUAGCAGAAAGCCCAGAGCAUCUCACCCCACUAAGACAGAGGUAGAGAAUCUCACAGUGCCCAGAGAGUGAAGGGUGUCACUGCCCACCAGAGGUAAGUACUCACUACAUAUAGCUGGAACACUACCUCAUGCUAGAGUCAGAGCCUAUUAGGAGGUGAGCAUGCAGUAAUGGUGCAUCCAUCCAUCCAUGAGGCUUCAAAAAGCAACAUAUUUCAGAAGCGCAAGGCCUUCAGUCCUGAAGGGGACAUAUGGGUGCAGAGUUCAUCCUCCCCCUCUGCUCACAGAUAAACUUAAGAUCUGUCCAUCUUAUAGUCUCUCAAGAGAAACCUUCUUACACAGGACCAGGGCCAUUCCCGGAGGCCAGAGACUGAAUUUUACGAGUCUCCCCUUCCAUUGCUCCACUCUGAGAGCAACAUGACUCUAAGCGAUGUCUUGUCAGGAAGGAUAGGGGCCAGUGAUGAGGUGGAGGUUGCAGGCUCCACGGACAAGCCCGAGGAGACAUAACAUUUCCCCAAGGGGAAAGAAUAAGUGGAUUAGGGUUCAGAGCCUGAGGAAGACAUCCUCGUUCUCACGGGUCCGGUGAAAGGACCUGCAGUCUCUAUCUCCACUGUCUUACAGAAGAAAGGGAACUGGAGUAACUUGAAAUUCCUUAUGAAAAGGUGAGGGCUCUGCUGGGGACAGCACUGUGGAUAGAUAUUGAGCAACAGCUCAAGCUGUAUCCAUUGGUACCACCCAUUUGGCCUACACCUCACAAGUUCUCCCUUCUCAUACUAACCCUUGGCCAUUGAUGAUGGCAGAAGCCAUCAUACAGGAAAGCUGUAUGAUUUCUGUCCUUUUGCCCUGGCAUUACCCUAAGGUAGAAGAUUUCAAGUGGAAUCUACUAUAGGAGGGAUGAUUGAUCAAAGAGCAUGGGAAGUUACUUGAUGGAGCGAGUCUUUUCCAAUUCAGUGAUAUAACCUUUAGUUGGUAUCGGGUCUCUUAAUUCAUCUAAUUCCAACUCUCUGUUGGCCACCUAGUAUUGUGGUCUCUGGUGUGUAGCAUUCCACAGCAUUCAGGGGAAUAUGAAGUAUGGAAGGGCACUUACAUGCCCCCCUAACAAAAAAA
Dromiciops gliroides (monito del monte) is the source of this 9786-nucleotide messenger RNA. RefSeq names its product spectrin beta, erythrocytic (gene SPTB). Gene Ontology annotation, cellular component: spectrin; cell projection; plasma membrane. NCBI's taxonomy places the organism in Eukaryota, Metazoa, Chordata, Mammalia, Microbiotheria, Microbiotheriidae. Gene Ontology annotation, molecular function: structural constituent of cytoskeleton; phospholipid binding; actin filament binding. The record is from RefSeq and is a predicted model, not a curated record. The transcript has 36 exons. The coding region runs from base 277 to 7236 and encodes 2319 amino acids. Gene Ontology annotation, biological process: actin cytoskeleton organization.